CACGCCAGGCCUCAUUCUGCUAGCUGCCACUGUCUAUCUCGACGACACAAACCGGCUUCGUGCUCGCAGCCCUGCCCUCGCGCCCGCUACCACAUCCCAACGCCCAACAUGGCCUCUGCCUCGUUCCGGGAGUCGAUGAACUCGCUGGGCUGGAGCCGGCGAGAGCCAGACGCCCCCGUCAGUACCGCCGCGCCCUCUGUGAUGGACAGAGUGUCAAACUUGUUUGGCGCAGGCGGCUAUGUUAGGCUGCCCAUUUCAGAGACGAACCCUGGAGCCCCACUGCCCGCGCCCACCCGGAGAGAGGAGGAGGAGGGCUUUUUUGCACUGAGUCGGUGGGACCGCCUGCUCGUGUUUGGAGGGCUGCUACUUGCAGCCGCAGCCAUGUUUGCUACAUGCAUUGGACUCAUGUUCACACCCAUUUUCAUUGUCAAGCCCCGCAAGUUUGCCAUACUGUGGUCUAUGGGCAGCGUUCUGUUUCUGGCAGCAUGGAGUGUCAUGAUGGGCCCCAUGCAGUACGUCCAGCAUCUCAUUUCUGGUCCGCGACUUCCGUUCACUGCCGCUUAUUUUGGGAGUAUUGCACUCACGCUUUACUUCUCGCUCGGUCUCCACAGCACUAUCCUCACCUUCAUUGCGGUCAUCGCGCAGCUGGUUUCCUUGCUCUGGUUCACCGUCUCUUAUUUUCCCAUGGGCUCCACAGGCCUCCGCUUCGGGGCCCGCUUUGCAGGGAGCCGAGUCACGGCUUGGAUGAACGACUGAGUUCAUAUGCGGCUGGUGAGUGUGGCGGUGCUAUGUAUAUAUAUGAUAUAAGUGGGCCGCUGCAGACGCGCAACGGUGAACAAGACGCAAUAGCAAUUCCAAAACACAGGCUCACUGUCAGGGCUGGAACAAGUCUCUUUGGCUCAUCGCCUCUGGCGUCACGCACCUGCUUCUGAGUUAUCGUCCU
This is a messenger RNA of Boeremia exigua, 943 nucleotides long. RefSeq names its product Got1/Sft2-like family-domain-containing protein. Lineage: Eukaryota; Fungi; Ascomycota; Dothideomycetes; Pleosporales; Didymellaceae. The coding region runs from base 109 to 756 and encodes 215 amino acids. The record is from RefSeq and is a predicted model, not a curated record. The transcript has 5 exons. Gene Ontology annotation, cellular component: membrane. Gene Ontology annotation, biological process: vesicle-mediated transport.